Messenger RNA from Carya illinoinensis, 1974 nucleotides. Its product is annotated as hydroxyproline O-arabinosyltransferase NOD3-like. Gene Ontology annotation, molecular function: glycosyltransferase activity. The record is from RefSeq and is a predicted model, not a curated record. The coding region runs from base 503 to 1615 and encodes 370 amino acids. The transcript has 9 exons. Lineage: Eukaryota; Viridiplantae; Streptophyta; Magnoliopsida; Fagales; Juglandaceae.
AGAAGACAGGCCAAGGCCUCCAAGAUGUCCUUAUCGCAGCGUCUCCUCGCGAUCGUGGUCAAUCCGCUUGCCCUGUCUGACUCUGUUCAUGUAUAUACCAUGAUAUCAUUGGCGACCACAUCAGCUUCCACCAAAUUACCAGGGAAGACCUUCGAACUUGAAGUCUGAAGUCAUUCUGCGAAAUUGCGAAUAUUCAAAUGCUAAAGUUUUCAAACCUCCGCGUUUUCUAGUAGGCGUUGACAACCAGACCCAAAAUAUUUAUUUCGCCGAAACUCUGCGCACUCUGUUCUGAAUUCGUGCUUGCGGUUUUCUGGGUUUGUGAUUGACUAGCUAAGAAUUUACAUAAAGGCCGGUCUUUAUGUCCAUUGUAUAUUGAAGCUGUGAACUUGAAGGGUUUUGAAGGAAUUAACGGCUUUGUAUUCAAAGACUCAUCGAUAGAAGAAUUGUGGAUAGUUGAGUUUUAAGGAUUUGUAUUUUGAUGUUACUAUAGUAAGACUUGAAGAUGAUCGGAAGGAAAAAUAUGGGACGUGCGUAUCCGGUACUCUUGGUGCUUUUGGCACCGGUACUCUUGUUAACUAUGAUAAUACACAACAAAGCUUCCAAUUCAGGAAGUUGGGUUGUGGAUGGAUUGGACUGGGUUGAUCCUGUUAUUCGGAUACCUGAGAAGGUGAAAAGAUCAGAGGAUUUGAGUUCAAAGUAUCAUGUUGCCGUUACAGCAACCGAUACACCUUAUAGCCAAUGGCAGUGUCGGAUUAUGUACUACUGGUAUAAGAAGGUAAAAGACAUGCCUGGUUCUGACAUGGGAAACUUUACCCGAGUUUUGCAUACUGGUAGUCCAGACAAGUUGAUGGAGGAGAUUCCCACUUUUGUGGUUGAUCCUCUUCCCGAGGGCUUGGAUCGGGGUUAUGUUGUUCUGAAUAGACCUUGGGCUUUUGUGCAAUGGCUGGAGAAAGCAACAAUUGAAGAAGAAUAUAUUCUAAUGGCAGAGCCUGACCAUAUAUUUUUAAAGCCUUUACCUAACUUGGCAGAUGGAAUCCAACCAGCAGGGUAUCCUUUUUUCUACAUUAAACCAACUGAGCAUGAGAAAAUACUUCGGAAAUUUUAUCCCAAGGGGAAUGGUCCUGUGACUGAUAUUGAUCCAAUUGGCAAUUCUCCUGUAAUUAUAAAAAAGUCAUUGCUGGAGGAAAUUGCUCCCACAUGGGUGAAUGUUUCGUUGAGAAUGAAAGAUGAUCCAGAGACAGAUAAGACUUUUGGAUGGGUGCUUGAAAUGUAUGCAUAUGCUGUAGCAUCUGCAUUGCAUGGUGUGAGGCAUAUUCUUCGUAAAGACUUUAUGCUGCAGCCUCCAUGGGAUUUGGAAGUCGGAAAGAAUUUCAUCAUCCAUUAUACUUAUGGAUGUGAUUAUAAUUCAAAGGGAGAAUUAACAUAUGGGAAGAUAGGGGAAUGGCGUUUUGACAAGAGAUCAUAUCUUACUAGUCCUCUACCUAGAAAUCUCUCCUUACCCCCUCCAGGAGUUCCGGAAAGUGUGGUAAGACUCGUAAAAUUGGUGAAUGAGGCUACAGCAAAUAUUCCUGGGUGGGACACAUUAACUACUGGCCGAGACCUAGAAGUAAGAUAAAACCCAUGGAUCCUUAUAUUGGUACAGAUAUCAGCGGUGCCAUGGAGAGAAUCGUCGACACAAAUUAUAGAUAACAAAACAAAGAGUAUAGGUAAAGAAAAGGAGUUGCUUGAUGAAUCAACCAAUGGAUAUAUUUUUUGCAAGGAAAAAAAAAAUCUGACCUAUAAAUAUGAAGGACAACAAUUCUUUUUGUAUACACGAGAUUUACCAUAUGAGGUUUUAGUUUGAACCAGCAGCUUUGAUGAGGAAACAAUUUAUGAACAAAUGAAAGUUGUUAGUGAACUUUUCUUAUUUGUAAGUUGGCGGUUGAAUAUAUUGGGUGCUCGACAGUUAAAACUGUUGAGGCCCCCUUGUUACAA